Molecule: messenger RNA, 8737 nt
Organism: Entelurus aequoreus (snake pipefish)
Lineage: Eukaryota; Metazoa; Chordata; Actinopteri; Syngnathiformes; Syngnathidae
Gene: clcn2b
Product: chloride channel, voltage-sensitive 2b
Exons: 23
Coding region: 449-3085 (878 amino acids)
Biological process (GO): chloride transport; transmembrane transport
Cellular component (GO): membrane
Molecular function (GO): voltage-gated chloride channel activity
Source: RefSeq, a predicted model, not a curated record
UUGGAGGUCUCAAGGUUGGCAAGUAUGAAUGAUUAGUUUACCGGGUAAAACACUUCUGGGUAAACUUUACCCAGAAGUGUUCCUUCCUGGCAACCUGUCUUUGUCUUUAUCACGUGUUCCUAAAAUAUCAACAUGUAAAUAAAUCAAAACCAUAGAGAGGGUAGUUGCGAUAGGAAAACCUUGAAGUAAGUCGCCAGAUGGGAGUGUCGAAUCUACCUCUUAGGGCCGAAGUCCCGCCUCACAGUGUGACUUGAGGGUAUAAAAUGAAGGAAAGUCACUGUACGCGGGAGGCAAUCUUCAGUUGGAGUUCACCUACGAAUUCUGUCAAAGAGACACACGUCUGUCAAUUACUAUAACCACUGCCUGCACAGAGACUGAUUGGAGUCGCUUUCCUUCCGCCUCCAAGCUCCAAGUUUACCUCCAGUCGGGCGGCCACACGGAGCUCAGCAUGGCCGCGGACGGCUCCGACCAGCGGGCGCUGCAGUAUGAACAAACUCUGAUGUAUGGGCGUUACACCCAGGAGCUGGGGGUGUACGCUAAAGAAGAAGCAGCUCGGCUGAGGGAGAGUGGACAGAGGCGAUCGGUCAGUGAGCGAAGUCGGAACUUGGACCUGCUGGAAUACAACAAAGGACGCUGUGCCAAGUGUCGCAUUUGCACGGUUCGCUGCCAAAAGUUCCUGAUCUCGCGGGUCGGGGAGGACUGGAUCUUCCUCAUCCUGCUGGGACUAUUCAUGGCAUUGGUCAGCUGGGUGGUGGACUUUUGCAUCGCCAUUUGCCUUCAAGCACAGAAAUGGAUGUAUGGUGGCCUGGACAGUAACGUUUUCCUGCAGUAUCUGGCCUGGGUCACAUACCCUGUGGUCCUCAUCACCUUUUCUGCUGGCUUCACUCAGAUUCUUGCUCCACAAGCUGUUGGUUCGGGCAUUCCAGAGAUGAAAACGAUCUUGCGAGGAGUAGUGCUGAAGGAAUACCUCACCUUCAAAACGUUUGUGGCCAAAGUCAUCGGCCUGACCUGCGCCCUGGGCAGUGGAAUGCCGCUGGGCAAGGAGGGUCCAUUUGUUCACAUUGCCAGUUUGUGCGCCGCUCUCCUCAGCAAGUUCAUGUCUCUGUUUGGAGGAAUUUAUGAGAACGAGUCGAGAAACAUUGAGAUGCUAGCAGCGGCGUGUGCAGUGGGGGUCGGUUGCUGUUUUGCUGCCCCUAUUGGAGGUGUGUUGUUUAGUAUUGAAGUAACAUCGACAUUCUUUGCGGUGAGGAACUAUUGGAGAGGUUUCUUUGCAGCAACCUUCAGUGCCUUCAUUUUCCGAGUGCUCGCUGUUUGGAACAAGGAUGAAGAGACCAUCACAGCCCUUUUUAAAACUCGCUUUCGACUAGAUUUCCCCUUUGACCUCCAGGAGCUUCCCGCUUUUGCUGUCAUUGGAAUCGCCAGUGGGUUUGGUGGGGCUUUGUUUGUCUACUUUAACCGACUGAUUGUCCAGUUCAUCAGGAAACAGAAGGCCAUCAACAAAUUCCUCAUGAAAAAACGUCUUCUGUAUCCAGCACUAGUAACUCUACUUGUUUCCACCUUAACAUUCCCCCCUGGCUUUGGUCAAUUUAUGGCUGGCAAGCUGACGCAGAAAGAAUCUCUGGUGACAUUACUGGACAACCGGACUUGGUGCAAAGAAGGCAUUGCAGAAGAGUUUGACUACAUUGGCAACUCCAAGGCUUGGCAACAUCCGGAGGUCAACGUCUUUGUCACACUGGUUCUCUUCAUUGUCAUGAAGUUCUGGAUGUCUGCCCUUGCCACAACAAUUCCAGUACCCUGUGGGGCAUUCAUGCCAGUAUUUGUUAUAGGAGCAGCAUUUGGUCGCCUGGUGGGAGAAAGCAUGGCAGCUUGGUUCCCAGAUGGUAUUAACACGGAUGGCACCAUAUACCCCAUUGUACCAGGAGGCUAUGCUGUAGUAGGUGCAGCAGCCUUGUCGGGAGCAGUCACCCAUACAGUUUCUACCGCAGUGAUUGUUUUUGAGCUGACUGGGCAGAUCUCUCACAUCCUACCUGUGAUGAUAGCAGUGAUUCUGGCCAAUGCUGUAGCGCAGUCCCUGCAACCCUCCCUCUACGACUCCAUCAUCCGGAUCAAGAAGCUGCCAUACCUCCCUGAGCUGGGCUGGGGACACCAUGAGAAGUAUAAUAUCCGUGUGGAGGACAUCAUGGUGAGGGACGUGCGCUACAUCACACUCAACUGCUGCUACAGAGAUCUGCAUAAUGUCCUGCUGACGGGUCACCUCAAAACUCUGGCUCUGGUGGAAUCAGCUGCGUCGAUGAUCCUCUUGGGCUCCAUCGAACGUGCUCAGCUCCAGGCGCUGCUCUCCCUACAGCUUGGUCGUCCUCGUCGCCUGGAGUUCAUCAGAGACCGGGAUGUAGCGGAGAAGAAGCGUAUGUCUGUUGUGUCCAACUCUGACUGCGAGUACGACCACCAGCGAACAAGUCAAGAGGUCCGCUUCCAGAUUUCCACUGAAGAAUCAUCCUUCAGCCCCACUCGUCCAAUUUCUCCAAAGCCCCUUAAACCUGCUCUGAAGAGACCCUCUGUGGUUGAGCGGCCCAUUGAUAUCCCCACCAGCCUACAGGACCAGUCAGGCAACUCUCUAAAGAACCUGUUUUGUGCCAGUCCAGAUGCAGAAAUGAUGGAGGAAGAUGGCGAUGUGGAAGAUGACAUGACGCUCAGAGAGAUUGCAGAGUGGGAGGAGAUGCAACUUGAUGAGCAGGUCAACUUUAACAACUGCAAGAUCGACCCUGCCCCAUUCCAGCUUGUAGAGCGCACAUCGCUGCAUAAGACUCACACGAUCUUCUCCUUGCUGGGACUCGACCACGCCUACGUGACCAGUAUUGGACGCCUCAUUGGCGUUGUUUCCCUUAAAGAGCUUCGUAAAGCCAUCGAGGGCUCCGUGACGGUGAAAGGCGUGAAGGUGCGUCCACCUCUGGCCAGUUUCCGGGACAGCGGCACCAGCAGCAGCGAGACCGACGCCACCGAGCUCCACAAGCUGUGGAGUCGCCAGAAGAGCGCCUCGCUGCCCCGCGAACACGCCCCGUCAGUGUGCGACGAGAAGUCCCAGUGAGGUACAAAAUAGGACAUGUCCGGGUCCUACAUUCUCUGCAGUCAAAAAAAAAAAACAUGCAAAAUUCCUCAGGGCUACGAAUCAAUAUUUCAUUGUGGAAAGAUUUCUACUGCACCGUCAGCCUCGUCUUCUCCUCGCAGUCAUUUUGUGCAAGACACUCCUCAGGGGAGCCGAACACAUCUCAGCCUGUGUCCUGCUCUCUAUUAGCACCUGGGAACCAACAAGUGGUGAAUUUAUAAAACAAAAAGGGAUUUUCUUAAGCAGAUAUUACUUAGUUAGCCUGAUCUGAGAGUAGCAGUCUGGUGUACUGUAAAUGUGUGUGUAUGCUGAUUAAGCACUGUUUUGUUUUGCACUGGAAAGACUCCUUGGUGUCCUCCCCCUUUUAGAGUAUGCACCAGGCAAGCAGACAUGCCCAACAUAGCCUGUAACCAUUUGAAUAAUGCAUCCCUUAAUGCACAGAAACAUGGCCCUAGGUUUAUGGCCUAUCUAAAUAUAGAUCUGACUGAUCAGACGGACAGCAAUGGACGGAAGUAAGCAAAGAUUCAAUGAAUGAAUUUGCCUCCAAAUCAAUGCACCUUUCUUCACCUUUGCUUUAGAGACACUGGAUAGUAUAAGAGAUGAUCAAACGUACACGAAAAGGGAGCGGAAUCCGCUUCAUUACUGCCGUACAAAGGGUAGAAACACUACAAGAAAUCAAUGGAAAGAUAGUCGAUUUUAAAAAUGAACCUUGUUUAGCCACUCAAUUAUUAGCUUUAGCAACGGUGGAGGAAAUCGGAGCCCUCGUUGUUUUAAUGCAUGGAUUCAGUCAGCAGUGAGCCUGACAUGACAGAUAAUAAGUACUGUGUAUUUAAUAAUUCAUGUCUACCAUAAUGCAUGAGGUUGGGCAAUGUGUGCUCUGUUAAUGGAAAGAAAAACACUGAUUUCUCUUCCUUCUCCUCCGUGCUUCUGAGCCACAAAACUCCAUGCCCCUAUUUUAUAUAUAUAUAUGGUAUUUUUUAAUAGACCUGUACUACACCCACGGAAAUGUUACUACAGUGCUGCGUGCCGUGAAUACGCACACUUGUAGCCGCCAUCAUUAUCAGUUUCGCUUUUGAUGUUCUGCACAGGUUGUACUGUAAGUAUGGUGACACCAGCAGCAUGGAUUAGCAUGAAAUAUACAGUGGUAUGUCAGUUUGUUGGACAAAAUGUGGCCCCUCGGUUAUCGUAAACAUUGCACGUAAUUAAGUAGCGCAUUUUCUCGCAUGUAAACAAAGAAUCCCACUCAGUCUCUGCGCUUGUUUUAAUUGAGUCCAACUGCAAAAUAAUCCACCACCAAGCCAGAGGGCCAAAGAAAGUUGUGAGUGGCAGCCCUUUUGUUAAGAAAGUGAUAAACGUCACUGAAUUCAAAACAGAACUCGUAGCAAAGUACAAAAGUGGCUCAUUUAUAUGGGUUUCAAGGGGAUGGGUAAAUGAUGUCUUAGUGAGUGUGUGGCAAAGUCACUGGCUGUAUUGACACUGCACUGCUACUGUGUUGGUGUUUCAUAAUGGUGUCAUCUGGCGGAUUAAAAAAGUUAUUUCUGGACUUUUGAGCGCACACCCACCAAAUUUUAGAAAGAAUAAAUAUUGUUACAUGUAUUAGCCGCACCGGACUAUAAGAAGCAGAUAAAUACCGGCACUAAAUAUUUUGUACAUUUUUAUUUACCGUGUUUUUCGGAGUGUAAGUCGCUCCGGAGUAUAAGUCGCACCGGCCGAAAAUGCAUAAUAAAGAAGGAAAAAAUAUAUACAGUAUAAGUCGCACUGGAGUAUAAGUCGCAUUUUUUGGGGACAUUUAUUUGAUAAAACCCAACACCAAGAAUAGACAUUUGAAAGGCAAUUUGAAAUAAAUAAAUAAUAGUGAACAACAGGCUGAAUAAGUGUACGUUAUAUGACGCAUAAAUGACCAACUGAGAACGUGCCUGGUAUGUUAACGUAACAUAUUAUGGUAAGAGUCAUUCAAAUAACUAUAACAUAUAGAACAUGCUACACAUUUACCAUGAAAUCUUAUAUGUCUAGUCUCUUACGUGAAUGAGCUAAAUAAUAUUAUUUUAUAUUUUACGGUAAUGUGUUAAUAAUUUCACUCAUAAGUCGCUCCUGAGUAUAAGUCGCACCCCCGGCCAAACUAUGAAAAAAAUUGCGACUUAUACUCCGAAAAAUACAGUACAUACCUUAAUUAUUUCCAAACACACGGUAGUGAAAAUGGCUGAUCAUCGUCAUGGACCUACUAGCUGCAAAAACUAGCUCUCCAUUCAGCUAAACAGACUCAAUAACUCCACCGGGACAAUUUGCCGAAAUGACCAAACUGAAACAAUACAAAAUAAUGCCAGUUUAACUUAAAAAUACUAAUACAGACACUUGUAGACGUGUUGGCGUAUUCGCUAAUGCUAACGACACUAGCUUGAUUACCUUGUGAUUACAUCACACAUUGGGACGGUUGAGUAUGUACAAAUAGAUUUAGUUACGUUGUAAAACUUGAAGGUUUGAAUGGAUAAUCCUUUGGAGCAGAAACGCUAAAUACGUUCGGUUCAAAGGACGAAACAGAAAAUAUGUUUUCAUCCAGCAACACCGGCCGUGAGCGAUCUAGUCUAAAAGAUGGCGCAAUAACACAAACAAUACCACACUUUUUCGGUGUCCGUCCGUGUUCCAUGAAAACUUCAAACAUGAUGGCCGUUAGCGGAAAAAAAUCCAUAAAUAAACCGCACCGUUUUAUAAGCUGCAGGCUUCAAAGCGUUGUAAAAAAACAAAAACAAAAAAAAAGACCUAGUUUUUUAUAGUUUGGAAAAUACGGUACAUUUGACCUACAAUUCAUAGUUAGCGAAUAUAAUUUAACUUAUCUUAAACUAUGGUAAACAGGAAGAAAAAUAACAUUUACCUUAAAUUAUCUCACACUUUGGAUCUAUUCCUUUUUCAAAGGUCUAUUUAGAUCAACAAUGGCGAUCAUACUCAAUGCCAAACGUGGGCCGACAUCUUUCGAGAGAAGUUCUUCCUUAUGAAUACAAUUUGGCGCUUAAGUCAAAUGAUACGACAGCUUUGUCGGUCACAUGUUUGUUUGUUAAAGUGACACACAUCGAUAUGUUCUAGGGACACCGUAUCACUCCCCGUGUUUCAUGAUGUAUCAAUUCUUCUUUGCAUAGUUCAAAUUAUAGUUAUUGUCCAUAAAAUGUAGCGUUGUUGAGCGAUUAAUCGGAUUGGCAUUAUUUCCUACAGGACAAAUUCAUUUUGCAACAGACAAAAGUCGAGGUACCACUGUAUAUUCCAAAUGAUGGCAAUGCACCAAAAACCAAACUCAUGACAAAAAUGAAAUAAUUCAGUGAUUUAUUGUCCGAUGAGGUUUGUUUUUAACCAGAUUUUUUUAAGGGGUUUUCGUGGACCAGUUUCUACGUAACAACAUGACUGUAAUAUAAAAUGAUAAUUUAAUGUUUUAACCAAUCCGAUAUUCUUUCCACGAGGGGCUUCUUUUAUAUUGUUUUCUAUAGUUGCUAUUAUUUGUCACAUUGUCUUUUUUUAUACUUUGCAAAUAUGCAGUCCCGCUCACUGAUGUUUCAUCGACUCCAUGUGGACGUCACAUGUACGUACAGUAGAGGUACUUCACAGGUGUGCCAGUACUCUAGACAUAGCAAUCAAAGAUUUAUUAAGACAUACGAGUAUGCAUUUCUGGGUGCCUUCCGUUGUGUAAGGCCCGCCAUAUAUACAUUACACAUGUUCACGAAGCAAACUGAAAUAGUUGUGUAUUUAUUAGCGUGUAAUAAUCAUAGUUGGGGUUUGUCAUGUCUUUCUUUUCUUAUAGCUACUGCAAAUGUAAAUAAUCAAAUGUGCAAUAACGGUCGUUCAUCUCACUUUGUAACCCUGUUUUGACCGAGUGCGAAGAUAACCUUAUUUUUUUAAAGUGUCCAGAAAAUGAAUGUACAUUGGAGCCCACAUGUUGAUGUUUGGCUUUUUCAGCGGGAAGGUUUCCUUCAGAAGUUUGAAUUUCAUUCAAAUUCGGCACAACUAUAAAGGCACUGUUUUUUUUAAGAUUUUUAGGUGAUUUUCUUUUAAGAAUAUUUCAUAUGGACAAAUCCAUCCCCUCUUUGCAGCUAUAACAGCUUUUGCCUACUCAGCAUUUCUCUUCUGGCUCAUUCCAAAGGUGUUUGAUUGGGUUUUUCCACUCAUCGAAGGAUGCCUUUAUGGACCAAAACGACCUUCCAAACAAUUUAAAGUUAAAGAAUUGUUCAAUUAAGAUUAAUUAAUGAAGUCUAACAAUAUUGAUUCAUAAACAAGUUGUCUGUCCAUAUUGUGUACAGGUAUGAACUUGGGUUGUCCCAAUCUGAUAUUGAUAUCAGUCCGCAUCAGCAUAAAAACAAGUAUCGUAUUGUAUAAUUGUUUGCAUCUAAAAUCGCCGAUCCAAGCAGUCCUGCAGCUUGUUAACUGUCCGUUAACAUCUAAUUGGCCUCCAAUUAACACACAAUGUUAAUUUUUCUUGUGUUUUAGUGAAGUCAUCAAAUGGUAAACAUGGUAGGCUAAAGGCUAACAAGAGCUAACAGCUACACAACAGCUAAGCACACAAUAGCACUCAAGCUAGACAUAAUAAGUGUCCUUAAUUAAACAAUAUUGCAAUCUAAAACAGCACAUUUGGCAAUAUAAACAAGCAUUAAAUAAUGAUAGGCAGAAGGGUAUUAGAAAGUAUAACAUGUCCGCAUCAUUCAACGUACUGCAUCAUGAGCUUAAUUUAAUCAAUUAUUAUUGUGACCACUAAGUGCCACCAAAAAUGUAUUACUGCAAUACCCACUUCAACUUAAAGAAAUUAUAAGUUAAUAAUAAAUAAGUUGGUAUCAUUCAUACCUACCAUUGUGCUCUGUUUGAGUAAUUUAUCUGGAUCGAACCUUUGCUAAACUUUUCACAGUACAAAAUAAUAAAAGUAUGUAUGAUUCGUGCUGAUAUCGUAUAAGACUAACAUCGGUAUCGGCCAAUACUUUCUGUAUUGUAUCGAAAGUGAAAAGUUGUAUCGGGACACCCCUAGUUUGAACGCACUCCUAGCUCGGCUUCGGGGAAACCUUCCCUGCUAAAAUGCACUAACUUUCACAGGUGAACUUCAUAGGACUUUCUCUAAACGUAUAAAAUGUCCACUUGUUUAAUGUUUCAGUACUCUUUGGCAAAAUUCACAAAGGGUUUUUUUUUUUUUUCUUGAGGUGCUGUUAUGUUGAUCAAUUAUUAGGUGUGGUCCUAGCCUUGCUAUGUCAAUUAUUAAGUGUGGUCUUAGCCUUGCUAUGUCAAAAUGUGAACAUAAGGAGGAAGACUGUUUGAUUACCAAUGAAAAACUACUGAAACAUUCAAUGGUGGAAGAACGUUUAAAGAAAGUCAAAUUACGUUGAGUGAUUGAUGUGUCUGAUUAAUCCUGCUGAAUGGAUGGUAGUUGGAACUGUUGCACAAGCCCAACGGACAAAUCGUUGUUAUCGACUUUCUUCUGAGGUUAGAUCCUUACAACAGUUGUUGAGGGUUACCUUUGAUACACCAUUUGGGGUUUUUGAGUGAAGAUCGAACAUUAUUCAGGGCCUUCAGAGCAGCAACGCUGAAGGCCAAACCAGAGAGUUAUUUUUCACAAUGAAAAAAAAAAUCAACACUGUUUUGUAUAUCAGGGACAAAUAAAUGAUACUUUAA